This is a messenger RNA of Effrenium voratum, 327 nucleotides long. Lineage: Eukaryota; Dinophyceae; Suessiales; Symbiodiniaceae. The record is from the annotation of a GenBank genome assembly.
AUGCAGAGUGGCUUUGGCGACGAGGGUGGCCAAGGUGCGGGAGCAUUCCCUGGCGCGUUGAACUUCUGCACAGCAAGUUGGGGUGGAACCCUGGAGGGAGCGGUGACAGCGGUGGCUACGUAUGUCUUCUCUCCACUUGCGCCGGCACUUCCUAUCCCCUUCUUCGCAGCCUCGGCCUCAAGCAGUCCCAGUUUUCUUGACAGGCGUUUCCGCGCGCCCUUUGGAGAUGCCGCAAGCGGCUGCGAAGGUCCUUGCCUGGAGCCAGAUCGAUCUCAACGAGAUGUUGCCAGAGGCGCGGUUUCGGCUGCAGGAAAGGCCACCGUUUGA